AUGGCGUGCAAAAACUGUCGCGCUCGUAAGAUCCGAUGCGACCAGACGCGCCCGGUAUGCCAUAACUGCAGGCUGCGGUCGAGCCAGUGUACAUAUGCUGGCGAGAGGCGAAUCCGUCGCCGUACCCACGGCGGCAUCGUCGGCCAUCGACCCUCACUUACUAAUUACACCAACCAUCCUCCAAUAAUGCCCCCGGUGCCGUUACCGCCAAUAUCAAUCAGUGAGGACGACGGCCAAAACGAUGACGGGCAGCUUGUUUGUGGCACCAAUUCCUCUAACCACGGUAAUACCGUCAACACAGGGGCACGAGCAUGUCCACAUACGUACGACACAACUAUAGUCGUCCAAACACUGGACAACCCGGACGAUGAUUAUAUAGCCCCUAUCCUGGACCGAAUUCUGGAUGCAGACGAUGGAGAGCAUGCUCAAGGCGGCCAUCCUGCCUUAUGGAUUCGAGCCGAGGAUGGAGACGAGUACACUGGCCCGUCAUCUGGUAUUUCUAUCGUGUCUGACUUGGGACUGGAUUGGAUACGCAAACACAUCCCAGACUCCGACGGGCUCUGCGAGACCAUCCAGGAUAUCCGGAAUACGAUGCUUGCUCAGCUCAGGCAGCCAAAGUGCAUAUCUCAGGCUGUCCCGUGCGGUGCGGCGAGUAGAGCAGUUCCUGGCUUACAGCCGACAUCGCCUGCAGUCGUCAAGAAAUAUGUCGACGCUUACUUCUCAACAGUUCAGACCAUAUUUCCCGUACUAGACCGACAGCAGUUUGAAACCCAGCUAGCGACCUUCGGCACCGAUCCAAACUGCAAGUCCUCGUCAUGGAAAGCCCUCCUCAGUGCGGUUCUAGCUUCGGGCUGCCGAGCGGCACUAUCCAACGAGACGACUGAGGCGUUCCAACAAUCUGGCCGCGAAUCGUGGGAAUACUUCAGAGUCGCUCUAUCAUACGAACCUGAGAUCCUCCAUGGCACCACAGACCUCGUGGCAGUACAGGCCUUUGCCGUCCUGACCAUCUUCGCGCAGGGGUUGUCAUGCCCCCAGCGACUAGAAUUUACCCUAUGCUCCAUCGCCUCACGACUAGCUCAAAGCAUUGGACUCUAUCACCAUCCGUCCCAGAAAUGGAAUCUGAGCGAAGAGGAAAAGUUCCACAGGGCUCGCGUGUUCUGGGUUAUAUAUUGCCUCGACAAGACCAUUGCCCUGCGCUGUGGCAGACCCUCGGCUAUCAAUGAUGACGAGAUUAGUGUCGGCUUUCCCCAAGGCGUGCAGAUGUCCUACCAUGACCUUUCCCACCCGGCAAUUACAGAUCGGGGUCAGGAAUUUGACUUCUUUCGAACAUUCACCAAGCUUACUCGAAUCUGCGGCGCUGUUUCGCGUAGGCUCUACUCGGCAACCGCCCUCUCUUCAUCUUCGGCUCAGCUUUCCACUGCUUUCGACCGCUUGCUAGCAGAACUUGAGGAAUGGAAGCAAGCAAUACCAACCGAAAUUCAACCUGAAAGACCCCCUGGUCGAAUUGCUGAUUCCAAGGCGCCGUCUCGGUUUCAGCUUCUCGUUUUGCAUUGUUCUUAUCAUUAUGUCUUGUGCGCAAUUUAUCGUCGAUUUACGCCGCUGUUCACCCAAAAUGAAAACGCUCAGCCUGUCACGGCUCAAAGCACUAUGAAGAGAAACAUCGGAGCGGCGAGAUCUAUGGCUCUGCUGACCAAACACCUUGACGUGGAGAGUUUGACUCCUACAUGGCAAGUCCCUGGCCGACAUUGCUUCGGACCUCAAUUGCUCGGGUUCUAUUACCCCUUCACGGCACUCACCACCAUUUUCGUUCACGUAGUUUCCAACCCCGAAGACGAAUCGACCCGCAAUGAUAUUGCUUUAAUGGAAGUCAUUGUUGGCUUCUUUGGUCGGCUGGAGUACAUCACUUCCGGAGAGGCCGCUUUCACGAAGGCGAGCGAGUUUGUUCAUCAAGCUCGGCGCAUGGCGGACCGAUAUGAUGAUGGUGGACGUUCUGACUCACGAGGACACGAGCCCCGGGGCAGGGACGCGAUGGACCAAGACUACCCGUUGGAUAAUCGCUCGGAAAUGGAUUUCAUGUCGCUGGACGUCACAUUUGAGCCUCAGACCAGGGAAAAUCAAGUGUCUAGCACUCUGUCAAACCAGCCCUUUCCCAAUGGAUCCCUCUGCGACAUCCUGGGACAGCAGCUAGAACCUAUCCGCCAGCACGCUGCAGAGCCGAUCGUUGGCAAUAACAGACAGUGGGAUUCAACUUCCAGCCCGGAUAUUUCUUCUCGGAUUUUGUUUUCAGAUGUUAUGAGUCUUCUGGAGAACAAUCAAGUUGAUAAUUCUGACGAAAGCUGGCUUGAGACCUGGGUUGCAACUGGCCUGACUGGUAAAUAA
This is a messenger RNA of Ilyonectria robusta, 2379 nucleotides long. RefSeq names its product fungal-specific transcription factor domain-containing protein. Gene Ontology annotation, biological process: regulation of DNA-templated transcription; DNA-templated transcription. NCBI's taxonomy places the organism in Eukaryota, Fungi, Ascomycota, Sordariomycetes, Hypocreales, Nectriaceae. The transcript has 2 exons. The record is from RefSeq and is a predicted model, not a curated record. Bases 1 to 2379 code for a protein of 792 amino acids. Gene Ontology annotation, molecular function: zinc ion binding; DNA binding; DNA-binding transcription factor activity, RNA polymerase II-specific.